AUGGCCACGGCCACUGCGCGCGCCCAAGAGGCCGACGCCGAUCCCGCCAGCGACGUCUCGCUCGGCCAGAAGAUGCUGUCUGCCGUCUCGGGCAGCCUGCUCACCUCUCUACUAGUCACUCCGCUCGAUGUCGUCCGCGUACGGUUACAGUCGCAGGAGUCGGUUUCAACCGCCCCGUCACGGCAAUCCCCCGCCACUGGCUCAACACUGGCUCAAUUCCGCCAUGUGCCUCCCAAUCUCGGCAUAUCGGCGUGCUGUCGCGAAGUUUUCUGGAUGAACAACAAGGCGCCCUUCUGCGUAGCAGGCCCGACCAUGGCACCCAUCAACCCCGCAGACCUCAACUGCGCCGUAGAAGAGGUGGAGCGCAGAACCAUCAACAGUACUUGGGACGGAUUGCGCAAGAUCGCCCAGAACGAAGGGCCGCGCACGCUCUGGCGGGGCCUAUCUCCCACGCUGGUCAUGACGGUCCCAGCCAACGUCAUCUACUUUGCCGGAUACGAUUGGCUGCGCACAGCCAAUGCAUCACCAUUACGGCAGAACAUUGCUGAUCCAUACAUACCCCUCGUGGCCGGCGCGACUGCCCGCGUACUCGCUGCCAUCGCCGUCAGCCCCAUUGAAAUGUUCCGCACCAGAAUGCAGGCUGCCCAUCACCCGGCCUCGGCGGCUGGCCAUUUCCGCGAAACACUGGACGGCCUCCGGACCAUGGUUGCCGACCAAGGUGUCUUAAGUUUGUGGAGAGGCCUCACAUUGACCCUUUGGCGCGACGUGCCCUUUUCCGCCAUCUACUGGUGGGGCUACGAAACCACACGCAACGCCUUGACAGAUCAACGAGGAAGGAGGCAGGCAAGAGAUGGCGGCUUUGAAUUCCGCAUGGGUCGCGGCGAGCAAAUGACACAGAGACGAAGCCGGUCCAGGAGCCAGGAAAACCACCGCGAUACCUUGGUUGAUAGCUUCGUCGCUGGUGCCGCAUCAGGAGCAGUCGCUGCGUUUGUCACUACGCCGUUUGACGUGGGCAAGACACGACAGCAAGUUGUGCGCCACGUGGGUGACGCUGCACGCGACGCUGCCAGGUCCACACGCCCAGAGGACAAGUCUAUACCACGCUUCCUGAUGCACAUCUACCAUGAGCAAGGCAUGCCUGGGCUAUUCAAGGGCUGGGCUGCCCGGUGCUUGAAGAUCGCCCCAGCCUGUGCCAUCAUGAUCAGCUGCUACGAAUUCAGCAAGAAGAUAGCCCUCGACAUGAACGAACGAAGAGAACACGAACGACACCAAGCUUGAGCCCGGCCUUGCGCUGUUGUAUACACACCCACGGCUCAUGUAAUUACUUUGACAUUUCACGGCGGCGUAUGGAGGCAUGGCGGAUCAACCCCCUCUCGGUUGCAUUAACGGCGUUUGUCGCAAAAGGGGCGACUUGUACUAUGACAAAAAAGUUCCGGUCAAUGUCUACGGACAUGUGACUUGUAUUAUGAGGUGGUAUUGUAGAAAUUACGACUUUUGG
Messenger RNA from Exserohilum turcica Et28A, 1498 nucleotides. RefSeq lists its product as uncharacterized. The record is from RefSeq and is a predicted model, not a curated record. Gene Ontology annotation, biological process: mitochondrial transmembrane transport. The coding region runs from base 1 to 1278 and encodes 425 amino acids. Lineage: Eukaryota; Fungi; Ascomycota; Dothideomycetes; Pleosporales; Pleosporaceae. The transcript has 2 exons.